UCAUCCAUCAGUGCAUGAAUACUACGACCCAAAUGACUACAUGGGAGGAAUUCAUCAAGAAAUGGAUCGAGAUGAGUUGGAACUAGAGGAAGUAGAUUUACACAGAGUGAACAGCCAGGACAAGCUUGGCCUUACUGUGUGCUACAGAACAGAUGAUGAAGAUGACAUUGGUAUUUACGUGAGUGAGAUUGACCCCAACAGUAUUGCUGCAAAAGAUGGUCGACUCCGAGAGGGGGAUCGCAUUAUUCAAAUUAAUGGCAUAGAAGUACAGAAUAGAGAAGAAGCAGUAGCCCUUCUCACCAGUGAAGACAGCAAGAAUAUCUCCUUACUUGUCGCAAGACCAGAAAUUCAGCUGGAUGAAGGAUGGAUGGAUGAUGACAGAAAUGAUUUUCUGGAUGACUUGCACAUGGACAUGUUAGAGGAACAGCACCACCAGGCAAUGCAAUUUACUGCCAGCAUGCUUCAGCAGAAGAAGCAUGAGGAAGAUGGAGGUACCACAGAUACAGCCACGAUUUUGUCUAACCAGCAUGAGAAGGACAGUGGUGUAGGACGCACGGAUGACAGCACUCGGAAUGAUGAAAGCUCAGAGCAGGAAAACAACGCAGAUGAUCACACCACUUCCUCUAACACGUUAGGGAGCCAGAAGCAGCUGACAUACAGCCACGACACCCUGGGAAGCGGCGAGAUGCAGUUCAGCAAUGAGUCGUUCAUCUCGGCUGACUGCACAGACGUCGACUUCCUUGGAAUCCCGGUGGACGAAUGUGAGCGGUUCCGGGAACUGCUGGAACUGAAGUGCCAAGUGAAGUCUGCCAACCCUUACAAUCUGUAUUAUCACAACAGCACUCUGGAUAUGAGCAAAAGCGACCAAGAAAGUGUUGACAGAGAGUUGGAGAUGCUGAAUGAGGAGCUCCGCAAUAUUGAGCUCGAGUGCCUGAAUAUUGUGAGAGCUCAUAAAAUGCAGCAGCUGAAAGAGCAGUAUCGGGAGCCUUGGAUGCUGCAUAACAGCGGGUUCCGCAACUACAACACGAGUAUCGAUGUUCGCAGGCACGAGCUCUCAGACAUCACAGAGCUCCCCGAGAAGUCGGACAAGGAUAGUUCAAGCGCGUACAACACAGGGGAAAGCUGCCGAAGCACACCGCUCACCCUGGAGAUUUCCCCUGACAACUCCCUGCGCAGAACUGCAGAAGGCAUUAACUGCCAGAGUAAUGACGGGGUCAUGGCACAUAAUGCCUCCCAAAAGAAUUUAUUUCCUAGCUCAGAGAGCCAUGAAUCCAGCGCUGGUAAAUGCCAUUCCUCUCCUAAAGAUCCUGACCUCAGCAAGCAGCUGGAAAGCAAGGACAGAAAAGCCACUGAUGGAAACAGAAGCCCAACUCAUGGUCAGAAACCUUCUAGCUCCUAUGUCCCACCAUACCAUCAUUCUCCAUAUAAGCAUGCUCACAUCCCUGCCCACGCACAGCACUAUCAGAGCUACAUGCAGCUGAUCCAACAGAAGUCAGCCGUGGAAUACGCACAGAGCCAAAUGAGCCUGGUGAGCAUGUGCAAAGACCUGAACUCAAACCAGAGCGAGCCAAGGAUGGAGUGGAAAGUGAAGGUCAGAAGUGAUGGGACCCGUUACAUUACGAAGAGGCCCGUUAGGGACAGGCUGCUGAGAGAACGUGCCAUAAAGAUUAAGGAGGAGAGAAGCGGCAUGACGACUGAUGAUGAUGCCAUAAGUGAAAUGAAGAUGGGUCGUUACUGGAGCAAAGAAGAGAGGCGGGAGUUCAUGAUGCAGAGCAGGUUGGAUUGUUUAAAGGAACAGCAAGGUGCAGAAGAAAAGAGAGAGAUAAAUAUCAUUGAACUGAGCCACAAAAAAAUGAUGAAGAAGAGAAAUAAAAAAAUAUUUGACAAUUGGAUGACAAUCCAAGAACUGUUAACCCACGGAACAAAGUCACCAGACGGCACACGAGUGUACAAUUCUUUCCUGUCAGUGACUACUGUAUAAUCACCCACUGCUAAAUUAUGUACAUAAAACGCUACCAUUGCGGUAGAAAUCAAUGCCUCGUUCAAUGUGGCAAGUUUUUUUUGUAUAUAAGACAGUCAUCAAGUUUAUAGUUCAAAUACUGAACUCGACAAUUGUGGGUGCCAGGAUCUCCAUUAUAAAGUGGAGAGAAAGCCUGCACAUCUCCUUCAAAGGCAAUAUUAGCAAAGCUUUUUUGGAAUAUUGAUUGUACUUUUUUACUUGUUACCUUUUACAUAAAGUGUUUAAAUAUCAGAAAUGUAUUAACCAUACUUACACAGGUAAUUUGCUUAAACUGUAUUCAUAUAAAAAAGUACACAUGCUUUUCUUUGCCUAAAAAACCCACAAGAGUAACUGCACAUAUGUAUUUUUUGUGAAGCCAUGUUUUGUGAUAUUAUUUUGCUGUUGUUCACUUCUACAGAGUGCUGUUUAUCAGUAUUUAGCUCAAGGUUUAAGCUCAGAAUUAUUGAAUUCCUGAUAGAGUCAUUCUCUUUUAAUACUUAACUUGUAUCAAGCAACAGUCUUUAGAGUUAUCAUCAACAUUUAAACAUUUUUCUUUUUAAGGUUUUUAAAAGAAGUAUGUAGGUUUCAUCUCAAAAGCCUGAAGCAAGUAGACUGCAGCUUUAAAGGACUUGAAAGCAUGUUUGCAAAUGUUGCAACCUUUUGAAAAAAAAUGUGCAUGUACAGCUAAUUUGUUUAUAUAAGACAGUUUGUGUAAUUUGAAAUGGCCAUGGUAGUAACUGUUUGCUUUAUAGAUUUGAAUGUACUGAAUUAUAAAAGCAGCUUCACGAAAUCAUCAUUAGCUACAAAUAUUAACAAGUAAAAUGAAGUAAAAUAAAUUAUUGUUUUAUAUUUCAAA
This is a messenger RNA of Tinamus guttatus (white-throated tinamou), 2855 nucleotides long. NCBI's taxonomy places the organism in Eukaryota, Metazoa, Chordata, Aves, Tinamiformes, Tinamidae. The record is from RefSeq and is a predicted model, not a curated record.